Molecule: messenger RNA, 2352 nt
Organism: Vitis riparia (riverbank grape)
Lineage: Eukaryota; Viridiplantae; Streptophyta; Magnoliopsida; Vitales; Vitaceae
Product: cellulose synthase-like protein G3
Exons: 6
Coding region: 8-2200 (730 amino acids)
Biological process (GO): plant-type primary cell wall biogenesis; cellulose biosynthetic process
Cellular component (GO): plasma membrane; trans-Golgi network
Molecular function (GO): mannan synthase activity; cellulose synthase (UDP-forming) activity
Source: RefSeq, a predicted model, not a curated record
CAAAGAAAUGGGUGGAGGAGGCCUAACCGAUCAGAGCCAAUGCCUUCCUCUACACACACGGGCGCUACUGCAUCACACCAGCGCAAACCGAGUAUUUGCAGUUGUCUACUUGUGUGCCAUCUUAGCUCUGCUGUAUCAUCACUUCCUUGCUCUACUUCACACCACCACCGUAGUCUCCCUCCUCUUUCUUCUAGCUGAUGCAGUGCUGGCUUUCAUGUGGACAACCGCACAGGCCUUUCGGAUGUGUCCAACCCAACGUCAGGUUUUCAUCGAACACCUUCAACAUGUUGCCAAGGAGAGUGAUUACCCGGCACUGGAUGUGUUUAUCUGCACUGCUGAUCCAUACAAGGAGCCACCUAUAAGUGUGGUGAACACUGCUCUAUCUGUGAUGGCGUAUGAUUAUCCAACAGAGAAAUUGUCAGUAUAUGUAUCAGAUGAUGGAGGUUCGCAGCUGACCCUCUUUGCUUUCAUGGAGGCUGCUAGGUUUGCAACCCACUGGCUACCUUACUGCAGGAAGAACAAGAUUGUAGAGAGGUCUCCAGAGGCCUAUUUUGAAUCAAACCCCUCAUCGUGGUUCCCUGAGGCUGAUCAAAUUAAGCUGAUGUACGAGAACAUGAGAGUUAGGGUGGAGACUGCGGUUAAGAGUGGGAUAAUUAGCCAUGAUUAUAUCAAUAGCAAGCAGGAAUUGGAAGCUUUCAGCAGAUGGACUGAUGGAUUUACAUCUCAGAAUCAUCCUGCAGUGAUUCAGGUUUUGUUGGAGUGUGGUAAAGAUGAGGAUGUCAUGGGCCAUACGAUGCCCAACCUUGUUUAUGUAUCCAGAGGGAAAAGCAUCAAUUUGCCCCACAAUUUCAAGGCUGGUGCUCUUAAUGCCCUGCUUCGUGUAUCAGCCACCAUGACUAAUGCACCAGUGAUCCUGACCCUAGAUGGCGACAUGUACUCCAAUGAUCCACAGACACCUCUUCGUGCGCUGUGUUAUCUCUUAGACCCUUCUAUGGAUCCAAAACUUGCUUAUGUUCAGUUUCCUCAGAUCUUCUAUGGGAUCAACAAGAAUGAUAUUUAUGGUGGUGAAGCCAGGCAUGUAUAUCAAAUUCAUCCCACGGGAAUGGAUGGACUGAAAGGCCCUAUACAUCUAGGUACAGGAGGUUUUUUCCGGCGGAAAGUCUUCUUUGGGGGCCCAUCAGAAACCUUUGAAUUGAAGCAGGAUCACCUAGGGAGCAAGUCAAUCAAGUCCAGGGAAAUUUUAGCAUCGGCGCAUCAUGUUGCAGACUGCAAUUUUGAGAGCCAGAGCCAGAGCCAAUGGGGCACCAAGAUGGGCUUUAGGUAUGGAUCACUGGUUGAGGACAUGUACACUAGCUAUAUGCUUCAAUGUGAGGGAUGGAAGUCCAUUUUUUGCCAUCCCAAAAGGCCUGCAUUUCUGGGAAAUUCACCCACCAACUUCCAUGACUUUCUGAAUCAAACCAGGCGAUAUUCAAUUGGCCUUCUUGAAGUGGCCUUCUGCAAAUAUAGCCCAAUCACAUAUGGCACCCUCACCAUAAACCUUCUCAGUGGCCUAUGUUUUGCUUACUAUUCCUUCUGGCCCAUUUGGUCAAUUCCCAUUACGAUCUAUGCCUUUCUCCCCCAGCUUGCUCUGCUUAACUAUGUCUCGAUCUUCCCAAAGAUGUCAGAUCCCUGGUUUUUUGUGUAUACAUUCUGUUUUCUUGGAGCUUAUGGGCAAGAUCAUCUCGAGUUAAUAUUAUCUGGGGGGACAACUCAAAGGUGGUGGAACCUUCAGAGAGUAUGGAUGACGAGGGGGCUCUCGAGUUUCUCAAUUGGGUCGGUUGAAUACAUCCUCAAGUCCAUUGGCAUUUCCACAUUCGGAUUCAAUGUGACAAGCAAGGCGGUGGAAGAGGAACAAAGCAAGCGAUACAAGAAAGGGAUGUUUGAGUUUGGAGUCGCAUCACCCUUGUUCUUGCCACUAACAACAGCAGCAAUAAUCAACUUGGUCUCAUUCCUAUGGGGCAUUGCACAAAUCUUCAGGCAAGGAAGAAUUGAAGAUCUACUUCUGCAGAUUUUGUUAGUUGGUUUUGCAAUGGUGAACUGUUGGCCCAUAUAUGAAGCCAUGGUGUUGAGGGCUGAUGAAGGAAAGAUGCCAGUGAAGAUCACAUUGAUCUCAAUUGUCCUAGCAUGGGCUCUUUACUUGGCAUCUUCCAUAGCAUUUUAAGAUAUGGUGACUCUAAAUUUUCCCUCAGAUGUUGCUUUAAUCAUUUCCUAGGCACCAGAACGUAUGCUUAAAGAUCUUGUUUUAAGACCAAUAAUAGCUCGGUAAUUCAAAUAUCAAAACGAAAGUCAUUUAAUAAAUGAAGCUUUCUGUCA